AUGGAGGACACCGCAAAUUUGGUGGUGUAUCGUAAUGGUGAGAUAAUACGUAAUACUCAUGAGGGAGUGAGGUUUGUGUCACAAAAUUCGUUUUCGUUUGUGGUUCCAUGCACGAUGACGUUAAUGGAGCUGCAGAACGGGCUAUGUCAGAGCAUGGAGAAUGGUACGUUAAUGAGAGUGAGCAGAAUUCUGUACCGAAAUCCGGUUGUGGUUUUUGGUGGCCUAAUACAGUUUGAUACCAUUCCGAUCACGGAUGAGGCGAGUAUGCAGAAUAUGUUUGAAAUUCACCGGCAGACUUAUAUGAGACACCCACAGAUUGAGUUGUACGUUGAGUUUGAAGCUGAAGAGGCAGUAGCGGUCCAAAAUGAUAUAGAUGUAAAUGAUGAUAUAGCUGCAGUGUACGAAGGUAUGAAUAGUGACAGCGAAGAGGACUUCGAAGCCACUUAUGAAGCCGGCGAUGAAGAUGAGGAUAGUGAUGUGGGAGUUGAGGCAGCAGUGGAGAAUGUAGUGGUUCGUCCCUCGAGCAGUCAACCGAUGGGCGUUCCACCUUUUAUGUGUGAGUUGGAUCUCGACGCCAUGCAUGCCCCCGAGUUUCCGGAAUAUGCAAACAGAGGUAUUGCUGAUCCUGAGGACGGAGAGUUCCGAAUUGGAAUGGAAUACAGCUCUAGAAAGUCGGUGGUUGCAGCAAUUAGAAGUUUCACUAUAUCUAGAGGAGUUGACUAUGAUGUGUUUGAGUCUGAGCCACAGACGUUCUAUGCAAAAUGCAAGAUGUACGGGCGUGGAUGUGACUGGCUUAUCCGAGCCAGCUUGAUACGGAGAAAAGGUUGUUGGGAGAUACGCAGAUACAACGGUAGGCACACGUGCACCAUCGGAACGAUUUCACAAGAUCAUUCCAAGUUGGACUCAGAUACAGUUGCUGAGGCUAUAAGGCCCUUGGUCGAGUCGGACCCGUCCAUCAAGGUGAAAUCUAUAAUUGCGGAAGUCCAGUCAAGGUUCAACUAUACCAUCAGUUAUCGAAAGGCUUGGUUGGCAAAGCAGAAGUCAGUUGCGCUCGUUUUCGGUGAUUGGGAGGAAUCCUACCAAGCAUUGCCGUGGUGGCUCUCGGUCAUGGUGCAGAAGAUUCCUGGUUCAGUUGUCCAAAUAGAAACACGACCACUCUACAACGGGAACGAGGAGGCACAAGGUGUUGACGGCACACACCUAUACGGAAAAUACAAAGGUACACUUCUAGUCGCUGUUGCACAAGAUGGGAACCAGAACAUUGUGCCUAUCGCCUUUGCCUUGGUGGAAGGUGAGACAGCUGAUGCGUGGCACUUCUUCCUCAGGAAUCUGCGAACGUAUGUUGUUAGAAAAGACGGUGUGGGUAUGAUCUCAGACCGGCAUGAGUCAAUACGGGCAGCAGUUAAUCGUUCCGGUGGUGACUGGCAACCUCCAAGAGCAUGGUGGAUGUUUUGUAUAAGACACAUCGGCAGUAACUUCUUAAGGGCAUUCAAAGUCCCUCACUUGCAGAAGCUUGUUGUCAAUAUAGGGUAUUCAAGAACGGUGGAGGAGUACAAUACCAACUAUAAGAGGUUGGAAGAGCGAGGCGAGGCAUAUGCCAGGUGGUGCGAUGCCAUCGGACUCAGACAUUGGGUAUUGGCAUUCGACGAGGGACAUCGAUGGGGCCAUAUGACAACAAACCUUGUGGAGUGUAUUAACUCAGUGUUGAAGGGUGCCCGUAAUCUACCUGUGUUGGCGCUGGUACGAGCAACAUAUUAUAGGUUAAAUGAACUCUUUACGCGGAAGAGUGCGGAGUCUCACGAACGCAAGCGUGCUGGAUUUACGUACUCCGCAUUUGCGCAACAGCGGAUAGAAGCAAGUAUGCAACAGGCUGGGAACAUAGUUGUGCACCGCUUUGAUAGAAGAAAUGAGGUGUUUGAGGUGCGCGAAAUGACUACUGGAAAGGUGUUAGUUGUUGAUCUAGCGCGACGGACGUGUGACUGUGGGCACUUUCAGGUUGAACGAAUACCAUGUCGCCAUGUUAUUGCUUGCUGUGCUAACCAGCGUCUUGAUUGGCAGUUGUAUGUGCAUGAUGUGUACAAGAUGACGGAAGUUCGUAAGGUUUAUAAGUUUGAGUUCACACCCUUAGGAGAUCCUGAGACAUGGCCUGCUUAUGAGGGACCCACAUUGGUCGCUAAUCCCGCACAGAGGCGGACGUCUAAAGGCAGGCCCAAACUGACCCGAUACCUGAAUGAAAUGGACUCGCGUGACAUGCGUGGUCCUCGGAUAUGCCGUCUCUGUGGGGCUCAGGGUCAUAGUCGGAGUAGGUGUCCGCAGCGUGCUGGACCGAGUGGUGCUGGUUCGUAG
Arachis stenosperma is the source of this 2346-nucleotide messenger RNA. RefSeq lists its product as uncharacterized. The transcript is spliced from 3 exons. The record is from RefSeq and is a predicted model, not a curated record. Gene Ontology annotation, molecular function: zinc ion binding. Lineage: Eukaryota; Viridiplantae; Streptophyta; Magnoliopsida; Fabales; Fabaceae. The coding region runs from base 1 to 2346 and encodes 781 amino acids.